Molecule: messenger RNA, 4025 nt
Organism: Rhinolophus ferrumequinum (greater horseshoe bat)
Lineage: Eukaryota; Metazoa; Chordata; Mammalia; Chiroptera; Rhinolophidae
Gene: CRY2
Product: cryptochrome circadian regulator 2
Exons: 12
Coding region: 43-1824 (593 amino acids)
Biological process (GO): entrainment of circadian clock by photoperiod; negative regulation of DNA-templated transcription; circadian regulation of gene expression
Cellular component (GO): nucleus; cytoplasm
Molecular function (GO): DNA binding; FAD binding
Source: RefSeq, a predicted model, not a curated record
ACAGGGGCUGUACAGCAGUGGCCGGGAGCAGUCAGGGCGGUGAUGGCGGCGGCUGUGGUGACCGCGGCAGCAGUGACCCCUGCGCCUGAGGCCGGCACGGAUGGCGCCUCCUCAGUGCAUUGGUUCCGCAAGGGGCUUCGGCUCCACGACAACCCGGCGCUGCUGGCGGCAGUGCGCGGGGCGCGCUGCGUGCGCUGUAUUUACAUCCUCGACCCCUGGUUCGCGGCCUCCUCCUCCGUGGGGAUCAACCGAUGGAGGUUCCUGCUUCAGUCUCUGGAAGAUUUGGACACGAGUUUAAGGAAACUGAACUCCCGCCUGUUUGUAGUCCGAGGACAGCCAGCUGAAGUGUUCCCGAGGCUAUUCAAGGAAUGGGGUGUGACCCGCUUGACCUUUGAAUAUGACUCUGAGCCCUUUGGGAAAGAACGGGAUGCCGCCAUCAUGAAGAUGGCCAAGGAGGCUGGUGUAGAGGUGGUGACCGAGAACUCUCAUACUCUCUAUGACCUGGACAGGAUCAUCGAGCUAAAUGGGCAGAAGCCGCCUCUUACCUACAAGCGCUUUCAGGCCAUCAUCAGCCGCAUGGAGCUGCCCAAGAAGCCCCUGGGCUCUGUGACCAGCCAGCAGAUGGAGAGCUGCAGGGCCGAGAUCCAAGAGAACCAUGAUGAAAUCUAUGGCGUGCCAUCCCUAGAGGAGCUGGGGUUCCCCACGGAAGGACUUGGUCCAGCUGUUUGGCAAGGAGGAGAGACAGAAGCUCUGGCCCGCCUGGAUAAGCACUUGGAACGGAAGGCCUGGGUUGCCAACUAUGAGAGACCCCGAAUGAACGCCAACUCCCUGCUGGCCAGCCCCACGGGCCUCAGCCCCUACCUGCGCUUCGGGUGCCUUUCCUGCCGCCUCUUCUACUACCGCCUGUGGGACCUGUAUAAAAAAGUGAAGCGGAACAGCACACCUCCCCUCUCCUUGUUUGGGCAACUCCUGUGGCGAGAGUUUUUCUACACAGCAGCCACCAACAACCCCAGGUUUGACCGCAUGGAGGGGAACCCCAUCUGCAUCCAGAUCCCCUGGGACCGCAACCCCGAGGCCCUGGCCAAGUGGGCCGAGGGCAAGACAGGCUUCCCUUGGAUUGACGCCAUCAUGACCCAACUGAGGCAGGAGGGCUGGAUCCACCAUCUGGCCCGGCACGCUGUGGCCUGCUUCCUCACCCGCGGGGACCUCUGGGUCAGCUGGGAGAGCGGGGUCCGGGUGUUUGAUGAGCUGCUCCUGGAUGCAGAUUUCAGCGUGAAUGCAGGCAGCUGGAUGUGGCUGUCCUGCAGUGCUUUCUUCCAGCAAUUCUUCCAUUGCUACUGCCCUGUGGGCUUCGGCCGCCGCACAGACCCCAGUGGCGACUACAUCAGGAGAUACCUGCCCAAAUUGAAAGGGUUCCCCUCUCGAUACAUCUAUGAGCCCUGGAAUGCCCCAGAAGCAAUUCAGAAGGCAGCCAAGUGCAUCAUUGGUGUGGACUACCCACGGCCCAUCGUCAACCACGCCGAGACCAGCCGGCUCAACAUUGAGCGAAUGAAGCAGAUUUACCAACAGCUCUCUCGAUACCGGGGACUCUGUCUCCUGGCGUCUGUCCCCUCCUGUGUGGAAGACCUCAGCAACCCAGUGGCAGAGCCCAGCUCGCAUCAGGCGGGGAGCGUGAGCAGUGCCGGCCCAAGACCUCUACCCGGUGGCGCAGCGUCCCCCAAACGCAAGCUGGAAGCAGCUGAGGAGCCACCUGGUGAAGAACUCAGCAAACGGGCCAGGGUGGCAGAGUUGUCCACCCCACAGCUGCCGAGCAGGGAUGUGUGAGACUGCAGCACUUUGGCUCCGUGAGCAAAGCCUGGAUGCCCCAACAGCCACCACGGCAGCAGAGUACAACCUGCAGGAAAGCUGAUCACCGAUGGAGAUGGAGCGAACGUGUGCGCGCGUGUGUGCAGAGGAAGGAGUGGUGUGCCUAUUAGGGUGUGCAUGCAUCUGUUUACACUCUUGUGAUUCUGAAUGCUGCCUAGGCCGGAGAAGUCCUGUAGCAGCUUCACCUCAGCGUUCAGACACCAGGCUAGAGGUUAUGGCCCAGGCUAAAGGUGGUAGGGCCCUCGCUGGGAUUCUGGCAUCUGCCCCUCCCCCAGCCCUCCCUGCCUCCCUCUUAUCAGACGGAGGAGCAGGAGGGCAGCAUUUCUGGCUCCUGUCCAGAGGAUUCUAAAGGCAGCCAGAGCCCUUCUGAGUUCCUCCUGACCCUGGAGGCUGAGCAGGCUGGAGUGGACGGAUGCUAUCCAGACACAGUCACCUGGCCUGGCUUCUUUCCUAUUUAAAAAUUCCCUGCCAUUGGGUCGACCAGACCCUUCCUUAGGCAUCUGGAUCAGAACAUGAGGCUGUGGACAGAUCUGAGAACUUUCCACCACGUACGGAAGUACACCAGUACCUGUAUACACGGUACUGUAGAAGAUAGCUUAGGAAGUACAGCCACCUUUUCGGGCUUAAAACCUAAGGUUGGGAAUAAAAUCCCAGUUCCUACUGUUCAUUCCGCAGAAUCUGAGGGCCAGCCUCAGAGCUGACUGUGGCAACCCAGUGCCUCCACCAGCAGGAGGCCAGGUUCCUGGCUCUUCUGGCCAUACUCCAGGGCACCACAGUGCUGCCAUUGAGGUCAGCUGACAGCCAGCCAGGGAGGCCAUUCUAGUCUGUUCUGCAGGUGUCCAGAGCCUGCCCAGGAAUGUUCAGCGUCCAAGCUGCCAUGUCAGCUCUGCCAGUAGCUAGGCACCGAGGACCCAGGCAGGUGGACUCGUGAGGACUGCCAGGGCCAGUUGGGAAAGGUCCAAGUAAAGAACCCCUCCGCACACCAACCCUUCCAGAAGUAGCAGGUGGGAGGUUUGACCCGGAGAGGUCAAGGCCUUACAUUCCAGGAGUGGCCUAUGCCUCCCACCUCAACCCUCCCACUGUCAAAGGCCCGUGUUGAGAAAGACAUAAUGAAAAGGACUGUGUGGUCAGCUGCAGAAGUCUUCCUUCCACUGCGGCCUGCACUUGAGCCACAAAGUGUGUGUGUGUGUGUGUGUGUGUGUGUGUGUGCGCGUGCGUGUGUGCUACAUGCGCGCGUAGCUGAGAGGCUACUUCCUCUUUGGAGUUUUGUCCUCACAUGGAACAUUAAGCUGGCCUCAGGGCCUUCUCCUCUACCUCCCUGUGGCCUUUCCUAGUCUUCUAGCUGUUAACUCCCUUGGCCCCAGCCCUGUCCCCCACUGUCCCCUGUCCUCAGACCGGAACCCUGGGGUCAGGCCCCUGUCUCCAUCAGCUGUCCAGCACAUUGACAGGCUUCUUCCUGAGAGGUCCUCAGGUGUUCUCAGCCAGAGAGCUGCCUUUAGAGUUUAACCGUUGUAUGUUUGUCACCCUCACUAGAAAUGUCCCGUAAUUAUGUGUGGGGAGCAGGGCACAGGUGACGGUGUGUAUUCGAAGCAUUGGGUUGGGGACUUCCUUGUUCCCUUAGCCCCAGCCAGGAGAAAGAGAAUUGGGGACUAUUGCCAGAAGGGGAGUAGAGCAAGCCUGGAAGGGCUGGUCUGAGAAACUGAGAAGGCCAGAGGGCUCCGGCCAGCGUCAGUGUUCGUUAGCAGCCCCUUCAGACCAGGAUGAGUCCCUUACCCUGCCUAUUGAGUGGGGAUUCUCUUCCCUAAGGUAAAAGCUGGCCAGACCACCUACCCCUGCUUCACCCUCCCUGGCAUGCUGGCCCAUUCCCAGUGGAAUGGAGCGGUCCACUCCUGGAGUUAGGAGGGGCGGGGUGAGGAGAGGGUGCAUCCAGUAGCCCAGAGCUCCACCAUGGCUUUGUGCCUCCCCUCCCCUGGCCCAGGGGUCUGGGGGCUGCCAUAGAGCAUUGCCCCAAAUCCUGAUCCAAGGGCCAGCAUGGGUAAGAGAUGGUCACAGGCAAAAUGCACUUUAUACAGAGAUUUUCUAUUGCUGGGAAGGUGUGUUUCUCCCACAGUUUGUGAAUAUUCACUUGUUUCAUAAAUGUCUGAUCCUGGAUGAGCAAA